Mytilus californianus (California mussel) is the source of this 4250-nucleotide messenger RNA. Its product is annotated as V-type proton ATPase subunit B. Gene Ontology annotation, cellular component: proton-transporting V-type ATPase, V1 domain. The record is from RefSeq and is a predicted model, not a curated record. Gene Ontology annotation, molecular function: proton-transporting ATPase activity, rotational mechanism; ATP binding. The transcript is spliced from 14 exons. Gene Ontology annotation, biological process: ATP metabolic process; proton transmembrane transport. Lineage: Eukaryota; Metazoa; Mollusca; Bivalvia; Mytilida; Mytilidae. Bases 57 to 1610 code for a protein of 517 amino acids.
AGGAUCGAUGAGCACUUCCUCGUGAUAUCACAUGACCGUUGAAAAUAGUGGUCAACAUGGCGAAAACUAUUGACAUGAGUUCUUUCAAUGGACCAUUAAAUGAUGUUGCUGCACGAAAGAUAAACCAACUUGCAGUUACAAGAGACUACAUCUCACAGCCUAGGAUAACAUAUAAAACUGUGUCAGGUGUAAAUGGACCUUUGGUUAUCUUGGAUGAUGUAAAGUUUGCCAAAUUUGCAGAAAUUGUACAUUUAACAUUAGCAGAUGGAACCGUCAGAAGUGGACAAGUUUUGGAAGUGUCUGGUUCUAAAGCCAUUGUUCAGGUAUUCGAAGGAACCUCCGGAAUUGAUGCCAAACAUACAUUAUGUGAAUUUACAGGAGAUAUUCUUAGAACUCCUGUAUCAGAAGACAUGUUGGGUCGUGUGUUUAAUGGUUCAGGUAAACCUAUAGAUAGAGGUCCACCAGUAUUAGCGGAGGACUUCUUGGAUAUUCAAGGACAACCUAUCAAUCCCUGGUCUCGUAUUUACCCAGAAGAAAUGAUCCAGACUGGUAUAUCAGCUAUAGAUGGUAUGAACAGUAUUGCCAGAGGACAGAAAAUUCCUAUCUUCUCAGCUGCUGGUUUACCUCAUAAUGAAAUUGCUGCACAGAUUUGUAGACAGGGUGGUCUUGUCAAAGUUCCAGGGAAAAGUGUAUUAGAUGAUCACGAUGACAACUUUGCUAUUGUGUUUGCAGCUAUGGGUGUCAAUAUGGAAACAGCCAGAUUUUUCAAACAAGAUUUUGAAGAGAAUGGUUCUAUGGAAAAUGUCUGUCUUUUCCUUAACUUGGCCAAUGAUCCAACAAUUGAACGUAUCAUCACUCCUAGAAUUGCUUUGACAACAGCAGAAUUUUUAGCGUACCAGUGUGAGAAACACGUUUUGGUUAUUUUAACAGAUAUGAGCUCAUAUGCUGAUGCUUUGAGAGAGGUCUCAGCUGCUAGAGAAGAGGUACCAGGUCGUCGUGGUUUCCCUGGUUACAUGUACACAGAUUUAGCUACUAUUUAUGAAAGAGCUGGUCGUGUUGAGGGACGUAAUGGUUCCAUUACACAGAUUCCUAUCUUAACUAUGCCUAACGAUGAUAUUACCCAUCCAAUUCCUGAUUUAACUGGUUAUAUCACAGAAGGUCAGAUCUACGUAGACAGACAGUUACACAAUAGACAGAUCUAUCCACCAAUCAAUGUAUUACCAUCACUAUCUAGAUUAAUGAAGUCAGCUAUUGGAGAAGGCAUGACAAGGGAAGAUCACUCUGAUGUAUCUAAUCAAUUGUAUGCUUGUUAUGCUAUUGGUAAAGAUGUACAAGCUAUGAAGGCUGUAAUAGGAGAGGAGGCUUUAACACCAGAAGAUUUGUUGUAUUUAGAAUUUUUAACCAAAUUUGAAAAGAAUUUUAUAUCACAGGGUCAUUACGAAAACAGAACAAUUUUUGAAUCUCUAGAUAUUGGAUGGCAAUUGUUGCGUAUUUUCCCAAAAGAAAUGUUAAAACGUAUCCCUCAGUCAACUUUGGCAAAAUAUUAUCCAAGAGACACACAAAAGUCCGCAGGGGCAGCUGCCCAUCCAGAUCAAAGCACACAAUUAUAAGAUUUACUGUAAAAUUAGUCAUCUUAUUAUACAUUCCCAGAAAAUAGAGGUCAAAGGCCAGUGUGCCGUCAGAACCUUUUUGUAUGUACAGUAUAACGAGAGGUUCUAGCUGUGAUUUAUUUCAUGACAUACUGUAAAGUGGUAUAUAUUUGAAGAGUUUUAAUUUUGCUAUUUCUAGUGCUAUACCAGGUCAUGAAAUUUUAGUUUUCAUGUUUUUCAAACCUGUUUCUGAACUUUAUAAAGGUAAAAUUUCAGAGAGGUGAUAUUUACGAGUAAUUAUCUCAAAUGCAGAAAUAAACCCCACACGAAAAAUUUCCACUUUACAGUAUGGUCUUGUUAUUAAUAUAUAUAUUUGGAAACAUAUUAAACUAAACACAUUAUAGUGUCAUGCUAUGUAAAUAUUUCAAUUCUGUCUCAAAAUAAAAUCAAUUGUUUGAUAGUUCUAAGGGUAUUUUUUGUGGGGUGUGAUUUAAGAAGAUUCUAGGUAGAUGAUAUAAUGAAAUUGUGUUGUUUAUUGUCUAAUUUAUAUAAACAGAUGAUGUAAAGCAUAUGCAUAACAGUGAUAAAUAAAUUCUAUGUCGACUUUCAGUAAAAUGUAUGCGUUUUUUUCUGUAAUUUAAUGGUAGGUUUGUUAUAAUAUAUUUUAUUAGAAUUUCUAGUCAUCAUUUGAAUAUCUUUUACGAAGAACUAAAGCAAUAUGCUGUUGGUCUUUAUAGUAAACUUAAAUUUAUAGAAGAAGUAAAAACAAAUGAAAGAAUUGUAUACUUGCAUGAAACUUUUUGUUUUGCGUUUAUAUAUGUAUAUAUUAUUACUUUGUUUAUUCUAACUAAUUUGAUUUAUUCAGAAAGAGUCAAAUGUUUAACUGUAUUUUCAAAGGUAGACUCAAACGAUAGAAAAAGAGAUAUUGAACAGUUUUUUUUUGUGUAUAUCUAAAUAUAGAAAUCAUAAAAUCUCAAUACUUUGUGACGCUAUGGAAACCGCCAAUCAAGUGAAUUUCUGCUCUAUUUCUGGCGUAUUGACAAUAGUAAUAUAACAAUUGUGGUCUUUUUUCAGGUUAAUACAAGGAUAUAUUGACCUUAUUAAGUAAAUUGACCUUGUUUUUAGUCAAUAUACUUCUUUCAGUUUGAUAUAUUCUCGUAUGGACCUCAUAUAUAGGCUAUAAUAUAAAACAUCAUUCUUGAAAAUAUUUUCUUGCAUCAAGGAUUAUAGUAGUUAUCGUAUAUGAAAUGGAACCUGAUUUCAGUAGUUUUCAUUAAUAUUAUGAAGUUAUGUCAAAUGUUCUGUUAUGCUAUUCAAUCUGUGAAGUUUAAAGAUUUAGUCCCGGAAACGCUAUUGAUAUACUGUACAUUACCAGUCCUUUAAUAUAAACACAUUGCAAACUAGGAGAAAAAAAACAUAAGUUAUUUAAGCAUUAUGAAGAUCCUCAUUUAGAUCUUGAAACAAAUACAAUUAUCUUGGUUAUCUUGCACUACAAGUAGUAAGUUUAAGAGAGAAUGGUAUCAUUGUUUCCUGUCAUGUUUAACAUGUCUGAUGCAUUAGUUUUACUCUUUGACUUGUAUCUCUUGUUCAUAACCAACUAUUCAGCAUUGUCCAAAAAUUCAAAACAUAGCCUUAUUUAUUGUAAAAAAAAUACACAUUAUAAAACAUAUUGAUAUUUGAAAGUAAUUUAUGUAUGAUGCCAAGUCCAGUACCAGACUUAAAUAGAAAUAAGCUCUAUAUAAAGAGUAGUGUGUUUAUAUAUAUUCAGAUUAGUGUAUUUAUUUAUAAUUGAUUUUAGAACUGAAAUAUUACACAUAUUUCAUUGUGCAUGUAGACCUCAUAAAACAAAGUUGUUUCCAACAAUUUUCUUUGUCACUAAUAUGUUUGCAUGCAGCAGUAACGUUGCUAUAGUUUUAACAGUAAUUUUGCACACAAUUUCUGUAAAAGAAAUAGUACUUUGUAAAAGCCAAACAUUUUUUUUGCCAGUCUGUCCUCUUUGUUUAUCUUCAGGAUAGUAAAGUUUACACACUUGAAAGGACACAAGUGUGUAUAAUACCAUGACAUUUCAAAGGUAUAAUUAUACAGUAAUAUAAACUUAUUCAUUAUUUCAAUUGACAAUAACAAUCAGAAUUCCCCAUAGACUGGUAUCAGUAGUGCUAGGUUUAUGUAUUUGGAUGUGUAGUUUAGUGUGUUACACAUGGAUGUCUGUGAUUAUAACAUUAUAUAUAUAUCUUAACAUAAAAUGGUAAACAUUCAAGUUUAUUUUACAAAUGUGCAUUGUUAAGACAUGAUACUUUUGUGGUUGUCUUCAAAAAGUUUCUCUUAUAUGAUAGGGUUGUUGGUAGAGCUAAACAUAACAUCUUUUGUUUGACAGCUUGCCUGUGUAGUUCAUCUAUUGUUUUUGAUCAUUUGUUGCCUGUAAGAUAAAUUUGAAGACACCAGUUCUAACAAUAUUCUUUCUAAAUUGCUUGUUGUUUAACUUUAAACAAAACAGUGAUCUUCAGUGUUGAUUUUAUAAUGUGCAAUAAAUAUCAUGGUCAGAAAAAUGCAACAGUUGUAAGAUUUCUACCUGAAGAGUUUUCAUUUUAUUCAGCAUUCAUUUAUUUGUAUGUAAUGGAGGAGAAUACAUACAAUUAAAUAAAAAAAAACAUAUGUACACAA